CUACCCGUCUUGCCUCAUUCCCAUACGAGAUAACGGGGUGCUGCUGGGAUCAGGAUAAGGUGUGGAUGUUUACGGCCCGCGACCGCUACAACACCGCAACAUUCAGGAUCCGUCAACAACGCACAUUGAACUUGCGGGCCUUUUCAUUUUUACUCUAGUCAUUUGUUGACAGUCGCUCCCGGUCCAGGCUAUACCCAUCGAUAGCACGCGGUGCUGUUAAUGCAGUAGCUCCCCGCGCGUUGUUCUCGGAGAGUCUCAACCGUUGAUAUUAGAUCUCUGGCGAGGCAGCACCACAUAGCGUCGCAUUGCAUCUAGCGCAGCACUGCGACUUGUGAGUCUAGCUCAAGUAGGACCACAGCUACCUUUGCCGUGAAACAGCUAUGUCAGUUCUGAUGGGCGCGCCAUCAGCGCCUGGUCUCAAUAUCCCCAAUGCGGACCAGUUAGCAGCCACCGGUUUGGUGGAGUCCCCCGGGACUCCUUCCUCUCCCAAUGCAUGGGCACGUUUUGAGUUCGAGAUGGGACGCGGCAAUGAAGGCUCGAAGGUCUUGGUGGUCGAGUGGGAUCCGGCAGUGGCUGGGGCUGACGAUACGGAACCACAUCAGCCACGCCAGGAUCUCGAUACGUGGGAUGUGUCUUGGGAGGGAAAGAUCUUCAAGGAGACCAACGAGGUCAAGGAGGUCGAGGGUGACUCUACUCAUCGUAUCCUCAUCCUCAUAGAGGACGAUGUUCAUGUACCAUCAGUGGUCACGAUAUCACAUACGUUGACAGGCCGCAGAUUGGUCGCAAGACCAAUGCCUGCAAUCUUCACGCCAGCGCUCGGGGCCGACGUUACGAAAGCCGCCGGGAAGCGAGGCGUCCUUCACACGCAGUGGGCGGAAAAGAGGUUGAGACAACUCUCAACGGAAUACGAUCGCGAAGUGCAGGUCAACAGCGAGGGCGUUGGUGCGCAGAUGGCCUGGGAUGACAUGACGUGGGUUGCUUACCAUUUUGGCCUUCAACAUCCCUAUCCCGCCGGCAGGCCAGUCCAACAGGAGGCUCCGCCCACGCCUCAAAGUCCCCGGUCGCCGGUAGGAGGUAAACUCGGCGAAAAGCUGAGAGGGCUCAAGCUUGCCACAAGUCCUUCUGAGCUGGCUAACACAGGAGGUCAACGACCAAACCAACAUUACUUUACACCCAGUAACUCUGGGACUACGACACGCACUCGAUCGGCUUUGUCUACGGCCGUGGCCGUGGGAGGUACAACAUCCGGAGUGGCAUCGUUAGAUGCCAUGAUGGAGGAUGACAAAUCGGCACCGCCAGCCCGGCCGCCCCUGGAGAAUCAGGUAACUGAAGACGAGCUAUUCGCUCUGCCUAUGAGCCCAAGAAGCCCAGAAAUGAAGAAGAGUCCUUUCAGUAUGAUCAAAUAGAAGGAGUUGUCUAGCUAUUCACUCGACAUUCAAAAGCGAAGAACUGCCGAAUUCGCAACACCCUGACACACGCUUCCCUCAUUGCUGCUUCCGGAAAAGCUUCCAGGAAGUGCUCUCGGCCGGGAUGUCGAGAUAGUAGGUAGCACGAGAAACUUGCAAAGCAAGUUCGCUACUCACAGCGAAGCGAUCGAUGGGAUGUAUAGAUCACAUGGGUAA
Messenger RNA from Truncatella angustata, 1622 nucleotides. RefSeq lists its product as uncharacterized. The record is from RefSeq and is a predicted model, not a curated record. Lineage: Eukaryota; Fungi; Ascomycota; Sordariomycetes; Amphisphaeriales; Sporocadaceae. Bases 381 to 1406 code for a protein of 341 amino acids. The transcript is spliced from 3 exons.